Cladophialophora immunda is the source of this 2212-nucleotide messenger RNA. RefSeq lists its product as uncharacterized. NCBI's taxonomy places the organism in Eukaryota, Fungi, Ascomycota, Eurotiomycetes, Chaetothyriales, Herpotrichiellaceae. The transcript has a single exon. The record is from RefSeq and is a predicted model, not a curated record. The coding region runs from base 788 to 1822 and encodes 344 amino acids.
CGAGGGCAAUCGUGUCACCAACCACCGCGAGCGAACUAGUUUACCAGACGGCAACCUCCACCCCAGCCCAGCCAGCGUCACCCAUCAGAAGAAGGUUGUCUCAUGUAAAAAGAACUUACCGAGGACGCCAUCUAUCACCAACCUCUCCCUUUUUCCUCUUGAACUUCCCACUCCAUCCGCUUCAGCCUGAGUCUCUCGCUCGAAACUUGCCUGCUCCUGCCACCCGCUCUCCACAUCACGUCAACUCCUCUCCCUGGAACAUACUCUCGCUCUUCAACCCAACUAUCUGAGCUUGGAAAACCAUCUAUCCUUCUUUCUCCGUCGAACUUCCCCGGAUUUUCAUGGUGGAAAGCCCGCCGUCAUUUUUCUUCUUGACUGAGAGUACACAACGCACAAAUUUUUCGCUUCUGAUGCUCUGACGAGAUUGCGGGAUCGACUCGACUCUUAAUUUAGUAGCCUGUACAAUUUGGCCCCGGGCUGCCCUCCCCUACGCCUCGUUUGAUCCCAUUAUUGAACCGCCGUGCAGAGGCUGCGCCCAAGACGCCACCAACUCGAUAGCACAGACCCUGGUGGAUUCCCAUUAUUUCUCGACGACAUUAUUGUUAUUCCUGUAGCCCAGAGAGACCGGUCAGCGCGCUGAAUACCUGAAGCCCCCCUUUCAACGGCCAAAACGUCCUUAGCUCUUUUUUUCUUCUCACCUUUCUCUCAGCAUCGGGUUCAACUGGUUGAACCCAGACGAUUCCCUUGGAUACCGAAACAACAAGAACACCGGCAAAGGGCGACAACCAUGGCUUCUUCUGCAGCUCCAGACAUGUCAUCCAUGCUGUUGAACCUUCCUCCCGAGGUCAGGAAUCUCAUCUAUAAAUUCGCCUUCGAACAGUCGAAACCACUGAGGCUGAGGUGUCCGUCCCAACGACGACUCCGCCCAUCGCGACCCGCCAAAGACGACCCUCGUGGAUUCUUGGAUACCUGCCAGCUGAUCCGCUCCGAGGCCAUCACGUUGUUUUACAGUCUCAACGCGUUGGUAUUCCGGUCGUCAGCAGAUGCUCUGGCGUUCUUGGCCGACCCAGACAUCCAUCCUCUGAUCAAGUCGUCAUUGACGCACAUAGCGGUCGAUUUUGGCGACAGCACCGACGCCGAUGCGAUCCUCAAGGACCACAUCACUCUCGUCGACACCUGUGUGGGCAGUCUGCCCCGUCUCAGGGCUCUGGAGACCCGCUUCUACGCCCGAACACUGGACGCUUGCUCAUCUUCACAUUUCCGUACCUUGGCGCUGGCCUUUGACGGUCUCGAUGCCGACAUGAAUGCACCUCCUUCCCCUCGCUCACCGCGGUCACCUCGGUCCCCUCGGUCGCCUCGGUCGCCUCGUUGUUCCCCCCGAAGCUCCAUCUCCAGCGGCAGCUCCUCACCCAUCUCAACGCCGUCGAGCUUGUGCUCUUCUCCCUGCUGGGACUCAGAACCCGAACCCGAACCCGACAUGUCAGCCAUCCAAGCCGAAGUUCUGGAGCAAUACUGUUUCACGCCUUCGGCGGCCAUUGCGUUUGCCAACUCCAAGCUGAAGUUCUCCGUGGCAGCCUCGUCCGAGAACUAUCCUGGCGUCAAGCAUGACAAGCUCAUCUGCUACAAUCUCCGGAUCGGGGCGGAUGGGAUCGCCAAUGCCCUGGGCCCUGCCAAGGAAGCAGUCAAGCAGCGAAUCAGCCGCGUAGGCAUGUUACCCCGGCAGAUUAGCGAGUUGUAUGACACCGCUGCAGAUGGCGGGUUCCACCAACGAGUGCGAUCAACCAUCGCCAACUGCGCGAGGAUCGAUGUUGGCGUUUCAUGAUGGAAGGACGCUGCAAGACACGCAAGAUCCCUUCCCGCUCUUCCUUUUCAUUGGUGGAAACCUUGAUGAUGCGGGUUGUCGCCCAGUCGUCACGGGAAUUUGAGAGGCCAAGGUUUUUAUCUUGCAUUUUCCCGGGAUUGGUGGUCAUGGCCAAGAGUGCCUGACUCCUAAUCCUUCUGCAUUCCCUUGGUGAGGACGGCAAGUGGCGAGGUCAGAGAGGGGACGGUGGAAGAGGUCAUUUGACGAAUUGCGUGGAGAUGUGUGUGCGUGCGGCUUUCCUUCUAAUGCUUGUUCUUCCACAUGCAGAUACCCUUGUUCUAUGCUCUUACAACCGCAUGUAAUUAUCGCAUUAUGAGAUGACGAAAUGAGACAUGAUUAUGAAUUCUGAAA